Messenger RNA from Symbiodinium sp. CCMP2592, 939 nucleotides. The record is from the annotation of a GenBank genome assembly. Lineage: Eukaryota; Dinophyceae; Suessiales; Symbiodiniaceae.
AUGUCAGCACAGGAGAUGGAUUUCUUUCGACACCUCCUCCCCAACGGGGGCGGCGGGGGCACUCUACAAACGGAAGCCAGCGAGCCUGUGGGAACGGAAGGAGUCCCCAAACGGACAACACCAUUGGCGCGUCCGCAGAGACAAGCGAAGUGGCAGAAACAGGGAGCGGGCAAAGGUCAGGGGUUCGGUCGAGGCAACGGGCGACAGCAGGGGCGAAGAGCACAACAAGCACAACGGUCGGCUCCUUCUUCCGAGCAGUCCACCGAGGACCAGGAGGACUACCCCCCCAUGUUGGCCCUCCGAUUGGAGGAUCAACAAUGCUUGGAUCGCCUGGACAAAGCCUUUCUGAUCCACAUGCGCACGCAGGUGCCGGAGUGCAUGCUGGCCGACAUGUUCAAGAUCAGCGAAACAUGGAAGGAGGCCAGGGCUGCGGUACCGCCCAAGGUGGAAUCAUCCUUGCGGGUGAUCCUGUUCAAGAGCUUCAUGGAGGAGUUCAUGUCACGACUACAGAAAAUCGAACAUACGGAGGUGAUGAAAGGACUGAUUGCACAGGGAUGGUUCAUCCAGGAGGGGUCGGAGUACAAAUGGAAAUACCUGAUGUGGGACACAACGCAACAGAAAGAUGUGCCUCAUCCCACGCUGGAGCCCAUGCCACAUGCUCAGGUCGUGCAGGCGGUACAGACGCUACUCGAUCAUGCGUCGGAUCUGACGUUGCACCGCUACCAUGCGACAAGGCCGCUCGUGGAAACCUUCAAGGGGCCAUCGGUGUGCUUCAUGUUGGAGAUCAGUCUGCGAGGAGCGCACGCACAAAAGAUGUACCAGGCGCUGUCGAGCAUGGCGCAGUGCGCGGCAAUGAAGCUCAUGGGAGCCAAUCUCGUGCGGGAGCGCAUCAAGCGGAGCCCAUUGGCGGUCCUGAUUCAGAAACUGCUUCAACAGUGA